AUGGGGUACCAAUGGACGCACGAGAAACGCGUCCCGACAUCAUCUGGUCGAUGGCUUCUAGUGAUUGUUCUUCAAGUUACAUGUAUUACUCAUGGAGUGGACGGAGUUGGAUGCCCGCGGAGGGUCGUUGCAGGACAUCGGACAAUUAUAAGGAAUAAUUUCGACUUGGGCUAUUGUUAUGAAUUCGUUUCAAGAGACUACAAAACCUGGAUUGGCGCCAGAGACGACUGCUUGGAGCAAGGGCACGGGACUUUGGCCGUCCUGGACACGGAGGUCAAAUGGAACGCUGUGAUGGACAUGUUUAAGAAUGAAGACUUGUCGGGGGGAGUUUGGUUUGGUUUACACAGUACUGGCCAAGGAGGACAUAACUGGACAUGGGUUUCAGGUGCGUCCUUGGGUGAGUGGGAUGUUUGGAAAAACCAUAAUCACGUGAGAAGCCAGUGCUGUGCUCAUAUCGAGACCACUGCAGGCGGAAGUAGCUGGUACUGGGAUGAUGAUAAGAACUCACGCAGGCGGAAGUUCAUGUGUCAGUACGACCUAGAUGAGUGUUUCCAUGGGAACGGUGGAUGUUUGGAUCUAUGUAAAAAUACUAAUGGCUCUUACGAAUGCGCAACCAAAAAGUGCCGGAAAGGAUACGUUUACUCUUCCGCAGACAAAAAAUGCAAUGAUAAAAACGAGUGUAACACUGAAAAUGGCGGCUGCGCAGGCACGUGUAGGAACACAGUUGGGGGUUACCGGUGUGACUCCAAGGGGUGUUCAGAGGGGUACAGGCGAGCCCGGGCGGCAUGUGUAGAUGAUAAUGAAUGUUCGAGGAGCAAUGGAGGAUGUGCCGGUAAAUGUAAGAACAUGGUGGGCUCAUAUCGAUGUGAUCGCAGGGGCUGCAAAUCAGGGUACGAGAAAGCAGACGGCAGGUGUAUACUUAUCGUCACUGCAGCCUCCACCACAACGACUGCAACAACCACAACGACCACUCCAACAACUACGCAGGAAACUACAACUUCACUGGCAACUACGGUUACACAGACAAUGAGCGUUGGUACAGAAAGCCCAACACAAACUGCAGCGACAAUGUCAUCAUCCACGGAAAACACGGCUAUGACAACAGUAGUCCCAACUACGGAAGAAACUACGGCAAUAAAUGACGUCAGCACGCAACCCAGUGACAUCACCACAGAAACGGUUUCCUCGGCAACAGGUUCGUCCAAUAAGACCACUCCACAGCAAUCAGUGUCACCGGGUGUUACCACGGAAACGGUUUCUUCGGCAACGGGUUCGUCCAGUAAGACCACUCCACAACAAUCAGUGUCACCGGGUGUUACCACGGAAACGGUUUCUUCGGCAACGGGUUCGUCCAGUAAGACCACUCCACAGCAACCAGUGUCACCGGUUGUUUCCACGGAAACGGUUUCUAGGGCAACGGGUUCGUCCAGUAAGACCACUCCACAGCAACCAGUGUCACCGGAUGUUUCCACGGAAACGGUUUCUACGGCAACGGGUUCGUCCAAUAAUACCCCUCCACAGCAAUCAGUGUCACCGGGUGAACAGUCAACACCAUCUGCAGGCAAUGAAACAGCGGCAUCUAGUGGAGCGACGCCGGAGAACUCUAUUGGACCGUCGUCAUCAGCUCUGGUUGCAACUACAACAAAGCCUGAAGGUGAUGGAGCGACACCUGACACGCAUAAGUUGCCCGGACAGCCGAACGGUUACCGCCAUCUCGCUAUUCAUCAGGAAGAAAUUCUUGAUGAACAGCCAUUGGGACUCCACUUUAUUUUUGCUGGAUAUGGAACGGGAGUUGUUCUCAUGUUUGUUAUAGUGAUAAUUGCGUCAGUGUUAUACAGACGCUUGUCUCAAGUUAGCAGACUUCUACAAGAUAGCACCCAUCUGUAG
Molecule: messenger RNA, 1887 nt
Organism: Lingula anatina
Lineage: Eukaryota; Metazoa; Brachiopoda; Lingulata; Lingulida; Lingulidae
Molecular function (GO): calcium ion binding
Source: RefSeq, a predicted model, not a curated record